UUCCAUUCGCCACUUUCCGCAAGCAGAUAUCAUGUAGGACUUCCUGUCAGGUGACAGGUUUUGACCUAUCAAAACCCCCGUAUGUGAUCAUUGCCGUGCUGUCUGAGCCAAACAAGCAUGAUAGCUCUCUUCUAAUUGGUCAAUACCUGUCAGGAAGUCCCAAGUUGCUGCUUGAGGAAAGCGGCGAAUGGUAAGGAAUCUUGGUCAUCAAGUGCGUCAGCAUUUGUUGAAUGCAUCAAAUAGUCCAGCAGUCGUCGCGACGUUCUCCACUGGUCAAAGAAUCUGCCGAUUUGAGGAAGAUUACCUAACAGGGCAUGGGACGUAUGUCCGAAACAACUACAUCCAUGCUACACUGGCAGGGUAUGUGCAGGUCAACACUGCUGAUGAUGGAAAGACAUGCAUUGAAGUGCGCACGAAGAAGGAGAAGAAUGUGGUCCCUUCGGUUGGAAGUGUGGUAACUGUGAGGAUCAUGAAUGUUAACCCUCGGUUCUGUCGCUGUGCCAUCCUAUGUGUUGCUAACACAACUAUGAAGCAUUCAUUCAGAGGAAUGAUCAGAAAGGAAGAUGUUCGAGCGACUGAAAAGGAUCGAGUUGAAAUGUACAAGUGUUUCAGACCAGGAGAUAUUGUGUUGGCAAGAGUGCUGUCACUAGGAGAUGCCCAGUCUUACACCUUAAGUACAGCAGAGAAUGAGCUUGGGGUCGUCAUAGCAAAAAGUGAAGCCGGUGAUGAAAUGGUUCCAAUCAACUGGUGUGAGAUGCAGUGUCCAAAAACCCUGACAAAAGAGAACCGCAAGGUGGCCAAAGUUGACAUUGAGAGGCAGCCAGGAACGUGAAAAUCGACCUGUUGUCUGUAGUUUCAUUCAUUUUUUGUAAAUAUAUCAUA
Messenger RNA from Lineus longissimus, 882 nucleotides. Its product is annotated as exosome complex component CSL4-like. The transcript has 7 exons. Gene Ontology annotation, molecular function: RNA binding. The record is from RefSeq and is a predicted model, not a curated record. Gene Ontology annotation, cellular component: nuclear exosome (RNase complex); cytoplasm. Gene Ontology annotation, biological process: RNA processing. Lineage: Eukaryota; Metazoa; Nemertea; Pilidiophora; Heteronemertea; Lineidae. The coding region runs from base 188 to 832 and encodes 214 amino acids.